AUCUUAUUCUCCCCCGAUGGGGGUCAAUCACCCUCUCUCCUAGUAAAGGUUGACCGCGGCCUUGAAGACGAACCCGAUGCGACUCAGUUCGGCCAACGCCACUCCGUAAGUGUUAUCACCUUGCGCAGCUUAUCAGAUUGACAUCCCAGCCAGCCCGAAUCCGACGAGUCACAACGUCUCGGACAAAUGACAGAAAUCGGUCAGAAUCUCCUCGCAUGCUAUCGCCGCACUCGUUGCAUCUCAGACUAUCACGCAGCCACGGAACAGCUGCGCAUCACGCUUGAUUAUUGUGGCCGUGAUCACCCUGACCGUGCAGCGGCAUUAACAAAUUUAGCGGAUGCUCUUGCUUGUCACCCACACAUUGAAGAAAGUGAUAAUGCCAUCAACACCCCUAUCUUGCUGUAUCAGGAGGCGCUGGAGCUACGACAAUCGGGGCACCCAGACCAUUCCUUGGCGCUGCUGAAGCUCGGACUCGCUUUGCUAUACCGUUUCCAGCUGAGGAGAAAUCCUGCGGAUGUAAUGGAAGGACAAGACCUGCUGAAUCGUGCACAACGUGUCUGUUCGGACGACAACCCCGGUAUCGAACCCGUAAUUGGCACAAUCAGGAGCGCCACUCCCACUACUACUUCAAGCAUUCACCGCUCUUUGCCGGUGCCUCCGUCACCCCCUUCACCGCUUUCACGAAUGUCGAUGAACUCCGCAGUCUCACAGCCUCAUUUAUUCCCAGAAGCACUGGGACACAGUGCUGACAUAUCAACACGUUCUGCUCCGGUGUCGAUGAGAAGCAUGAACGGUGAAUCACUGCUACAGCAUGGACAUGCAGAACAAUUCGGAGAUGAGAAAGAGUUUGCCGCAGAUGAAACCGAUGCACCAUCGCCAGCCUGUCAGCACACACAUCCUCGCUUGCAAUCGGGAACUCUAUAUACAAACUCUGUUACGAGGCCCCCUCAACUACUCCCAGGAAGUCCACGCAGAGAAUGUAGCACGAAGCUGCUGGCCCCUGAUGUCGAAAUGCGGGUGAUACAGCCACAGCAGGCUAUUAAAUCUAUUUCAUCACCGCUCACACCUCACUCGUUGCUUCCCUUGUCGGUACCAGCUGCUCAGGCCCCCAAUUUGUUCGUCUCUAACUUUCGUAUAGCACUGAUUGUUGCUGUCGUGUCUCUCUCCAUUCUCCUUUUGAUGACACGUCCAUUGGAUGGGCUAUGGUUUUGAUUAAUCUUAUUGUCGCUACCUGCAUCCACAUCUGUAAUACUGGGACUUUGCAUAGAAUCUGUACAAAAUUUGUAGCAUCACACUGUAUUUUCGUUAUGACUUACCUCGCAUUGCACCUAUCUAUUCAUUG
This is a messenger RNA of Suillus clintonianus, 1342 nucleotides long. RefSeq lists its product as uncharacterized. NCBI's taxonomy places the organism in Eukaryota, Fungi, Basidiomycota, Agaricomycetes, Boletales, Suillaceae. The transcript has a single exon. Gene Ontology annotation, molecular function: protein binding. The record is from RefSeq and is a predicted model, not a curated record. The coding region runs from base 187 to 1212 and encodes 341 amino acids.